UAACACGAGUUCGGUCUCGCUCUUCUCCCUUAACAACCAACACUUUUUCAAGUAUAAAUUUCUAUUCAAAUAAUGCCAGCUCCAUUGAAUUUAUCAGGUCCCUGUGUGAUAUGUGGUCAGCCAUCUCAUGGCCGUCAUUUUGGAGUUCUCAGCUGCAGAGCAUGUGCCGCAUUUUUCAGACGAGCCGUGAUGCGCAGUGCAAAAUCGCAGGAUAUGGUGUGUGAACGAGAAAGUUGUUCGCUGAAAGAUAGGAUACAAUGUUGCAAAAUUUGCCGAUUGAAAAUGUGCUACGACGCGGGGAUGGAUCCGAAUAAAUUCCAAACUGGUCGAGACCUCAUUUCUUCCUCAUCACGAAGUUCUAAUCUAUCCAGUGUCGGCUCUCCGCAGAGCCUGGCAAACUUCCUCGGGCGGCCUGAACUGAUUUUAUUUUGCAGUCCAGAUCGAGCAUCUUCAUCAAAAAUGAUUGUCGAUGUCUCUUAUCUCUUCGAGGAAAUGAUGAAAGUUUAUGAGACCCCAUCGUGUCUUCCGUCUCCUUGCCAAUUUGAGAACAGUUUGGAGAGAAUGACUUUUGAAAUGGAAGACUUGAAUUCAAAACGAGAAAUUCCUAAUCUUCAAUUCCAAACAUCAUUUGACAAAAAUUCGUUCACACGAUUCUGGGAGAAUUCUUUUCUAAAAACUGCCCAGUGGUUCUCGACGUUUGCAGAAUUUCGAGAGUUGGACACAAAAAUCAAGACUGACAUACUGAAAUCAGCGGGCGGCCUUUGGAUUCGUUUGGAGAGAAUGUCUGAAACUUCUGUGCAACGAAGGAAACAAAACUUUGGUACCAAUGUAAUGAUGUGCGGGGAGGGGAAAUGUGUGAAUGUAAAUGAAUUUGACAUGGAUCUUUCCUUUUGCACACACCAUUCAAUGGAUCAAUUGAAGCCUUUUCUCCUUGCCGGGAUCAGCAGCUGGGACGCUAUUGUAGAUGCUCUGAAUCUCUUGAUUCCAACGAAUGUUGAGCUCAACUACAUGUUCAUUCAACUCUGCCUCAAGCCAAUGCUAAGGAAAGUGGAAGGACAUGACCUAGAAAUCAUUGAAAAAAUCCUUCAAGUUCAAGCAGACAAUCUCCAUAACUACUACAUGAAAACAUUGCGAACCACUCACUAUUCGGACCGCUUGACAAAAAUGAUGAGAAUUAUUCAGUUGCUGGAAGCCUAUAUUCGGGAGCUGAAAGAAAAAGCUCACAUUGCAAAGGUGUUCGACGUAUUUUCAAUCGAGUUUUCGCAUCCAGAAAUGUUUGAAUAUUUUUAACAUGCUCCACCCCACUGUACAACUAUUUAUAUUGCGGGUAGCCAAUCUAGUUUAUAAAAAAUCGAAUGUUCAUGUCUUCAUUUGUUCUUCAUAAUUAACUAAUGAAAAAACAAGAGAUCA
Molecule: messenger RNA, 1410 nt
Organism: Caenorhabditis elegans
Lineage: Eukaryota; Metazoa; Nematoda; Chromadorea; Rhabditida; Rhabditidae
Gene: nhr-190
Product: Nuclear Hormone Receptor family
Exons: 7
Coding region: 73-1290 (405 amino acids)
Biological process (GO): DNA-templated transcription; regulation of DNA-templated transcription
Cellular component (GO): nucleus
Molecular function (GO): DNA binding; RNA polymerase II cis-regulatory region sequence-specific DNA binding; sequence-specific DNA binding
Source: RefSeq, marked reviewed